AUGGAUGACAACGGAGCUUCUGGUCGUCUACGCCCUCUACUACCCGGCCCAGCUCGCGAAGGCCCUUCUAGCUCCAAGCCUCCAUUCAAUAUUGACAUUCCCAGACGAAGUUUUACCAAGAACGCCUGUCAAAGUUGCAGACAGCGCAAGGCAAGGUGUGAUGGCCAAAGACCCAAAUGCUCAGCUUGUACUACUGGUGGGCGCGAAUGCCAAUAUGUCAGUCGCCCUUUUGAGGCUGAGGUUGCCGUCCUGAAGAGGGAGAACGAAGCACUAAAGGAGCGCCUGACCGGGCAUGAGAACCUUUACUCGUAUCUGAUGACCCGGGAGCCUCACGAGACGGAUGAGAUUCUGCGAAUGAUACGUGCUGGACAGGACGUCAGGACGAUCACUGGAGACAUGCAGGGAGUGGAUGCGACAAUGCAGAGCAAUACCUCUACGAUAUCCAGACAACAGAUGAAUCCUCUAAUACGGAACAACAGUGCCAACAAUUCGAACAGUACUAAUACAUCCGGAAGCGCCAAACAACCUAGACUCACGGCCCUACACGACCAUCCUGAUCGUAUCUUUGAGGAGACUUGGCGAGAUACUCAGCGAAGACCUUCAGACGACGUAUUCGUUGAUCUCCCAGGAUAUACACUGCCGAUUUCACGAUGGACAAGCGCAAACCAAGAUGACAAGCUCUUGAACCACUUGUUGUUGCUAUUUUGGGCAUGGGAUACUGUGUGUAACCGCAUUAUUGACCGAACCAUUUUCGAGGAAGACCUCAAGAAACUAGAUCCCAAGACUACAAGCGCGCCCUGGGAACUUCGCUUCUGCUCUCCAUUCCUCGUCAAUGCCCUCUUAGCCGUUAGCUGCCUGUACUCUACCAGCUCAGCAACAUUCAGCGUACCUGGUGAUACCAGUACUAGAGGCCGCGGGUUCGCCGAGGAGGCUAAACGGUGUCUAGAACUUGAAGGCACGCGUCCUAUGUUGCCAGUUGUGCAGGGCCUGGCGCUGAUGUAUGUGUAUGAAGGUGCUCUGGGCGAUGGGAAUACUGCGCUUGAGUUUCAUAGACUUAUGCACCAGCGCUACAUGGAGCUUCGGCUUGAUGACAUACAUCGUUCAACCGACACAGCCAUUGCUGGUUCUAGACAACGUGCUGAAGCCCAUGCCUUAUCCUGGAUACAAUGGGGGUUCUAUGUCUUGGAUUGGAAACCAAUGCACGGUCUCUGUCGCCGUUAUGUGAUCAAAAGGCCCACCCGGGAGAAAACGUGGCAGCAAGAUACGACGCCACUGAACAGAAAGGAGAGUCCCGAGUAUUGGUGGUUCCCUUACCCCGUGUCUGUGGAGCCCCAGCGGUCUCUGAAGCGUGAAAUAUUUGAUGUCGAGUGCACUUUCGCUGAGAUUACGGAGAAAGUGCACGAGUUCAUCAUCCCUAUAGAGCAAGGAGUUCCACUAUCCUUGAAUACUGAACGGGCGGCCGAAUUGUACUCCCAACUAAUGGAGUGGAAGUUCUCUCUACCGGAACCCCUGAGGGCUGAGAACGCGGUUCUUCCCGCUGCUAUAUUGCUGCAGUGA
Molecule: messenger RNA, 1557 nt
Organism: Fusarium graminearum PH-1
Lineage: Eukaryota; Fungi; Ascomycota; Sordariomycetes; Hypocreales; Nectriaceae
Exons: 6
Coding region: 1-1557 (518 amino acids)
Biological process (GO): DNA-templated transcription; regulation of DNA-templated transcription
Molecular function (GO): zinc ion binding; DNA binding; DNA-binding transcription factor activity, RNA polymerase II-specific
Source: RefSeq, a predicted model, not a curated record